AUGCCCGAGGUGGACCAGAGGGAAGAGCCCAGAACCAUCCGAGUAUGGCUGAAGAGAGACAGCGGCCAGUACUGGCCCAGCAUUUACCACACGAUGGCCUCUCCGUGCUCGGCUAUGACCUACCAUCACGACAGCAGACGGAUAUUUGUGGGCCAGGAUAACGGAGCCAUCAUGGAAUUUCAUGUUUCUGAAGAUUUUAAUAAAAUGAACUUUAUCAGGACCUACCCAGCUCAUCAGAACCGGGUAUCCGCAGUCAUCUUCAGCCUGGCCACGGAGUGGGUGGUCAGCACCGGUCACGACAAGUGCGUCAGCUGGAUGUGCACCCAGAAUGGGGACAUGCUUGGGAGGCACGUCUUCACGUCCUGGGCUUCGUGUUUGCAGUACGACUUCGACACUCACUAUGCCUUUGUUGGCGAUUAUUCUGGGCAGAUCACCCUGCUGAAGCUGGAGCAGAACACCUGCUCGGUCAUCACAACCCUCAAAGGACAUGAAGGUGGUGUCUCCUGCCUCUGGUGGGACCCCAUUCAGCGGUUGCUCUUCUCGGGAGCGUCUGACAACAGCAUCAUCAUGUGGGACAUCGGCGGAAGGAAGGGCCGCACACUCCUGCUGCAGGGCCACCAUGACCGGGUGCAGUCGCUGUGCUACCUUCAGCUCACGAGGCAGCUCGUGUCCUGUUCCUCGGAUGGUGGGAUUGCCGUGUGGAACAUGGACGUGAGCAGAGAGGAGGCUCCUCAGUGGCUAGAAAGUGAUUCUUGCCAGAAAUGUGAGCAGCCCUUUUUCUGGAACAUCAAGCAGAUGUGGGACACAAAGACACUGGGGUUGAGACAGCACCACUGCAGGAAAUGCGGCCAGGCCGUCUGCGGGAAGUGCAGCAGCAAGCGCUCAAGCUACCCCGUCAUGGGCUUCGAGUUCCAGGUCCGCAUGUGUGACUCCUGCUACGAGUCCAUCAGAGAGGAGGAUCGGACUUCUCUAGCAACCUUCCAUGAAGGAAAACAUAACAUCUCCCACAUGUCCAUGGAUGUUGCCAGGGGACUGAUGGUGACCUGUGGGACUGACCGCGUUGUAAAGGUGUGGGACAUGACGCCCGUGGUGGGCUGCAGCCUGGCGACGGGCUUCUCUCCACACUGACCCGGGAGCUGGCGAGCUCUGCGCUUCCCAGCGGCGGCCGGACCAACGCCGCCCUCCCUGUGGCGCCAUGGUCCCCGGCACGUGGACGCACAGUAGCCACUUAAACACAGAUCAACACUUUCCAAAAGUAAAAAAUGUAAAGGUGUUUUUUGGGGCAUUUGUGGACCUACUGUGGGGACAAAUGGGGAAAAGUCUCAUCUAUAGUGGUUCCAGGAGCAAUGGAAUUCCUCCAUCGAAACUUCCUCGCAAACGGUGGGCUGGCGUGGCCGAGAUUAAUCCAGUCAGUGGGAGUCUUAGAGGAAAACACUGAACUAAAGAGUCAAGGCCUAGAAUGUUCCUACAGCAGCCGCGAGCACACACGCUUCCCCUCGACCUGCUGGGCCCCCGGGGCCCCUGGGGCUCGGCUGUGGGAGCGGGAGGGGGUGCCUCGGGGAUGCAGGAGGAACUUAGGGUCCCGGAGCGUCCUGCUCCUGCGCGGGCAGGACGUGGCCGUGCUUUCUGGGCCUGACAGACCUGUUCAAGGCUCCGUUCUCUCCGGCGCCGUUGUCUGCACCUAGUGCUUGACUCCCCACGUGUUCCUCCUGCCCGUCAGCAAGCCCUGGGCGAUCCUCCUGGUGGCUGUGAGAGGCUUGUGAAAUUUCUCUGUUAACCGAGGCGGUCCACGAUCUUCCCUCCCCCCACGUGCUCCGAGGACACGUGCCCUUACCACGGGAGUCACACAAGCCGCCUGAUUGUCUGUCAUUGCAGUUAGUGACGACCGAUGGAAAACCCAGCUACCAGCACUCGUGUGGUGGGGAAUGAUCACUGUUCCCUGGGACAGCCUGCGCAGUCCUCCCAACGGACACAUUCUGUUUCUAGAUCCAAGAGGAGCCCCCGUGAUAUUGGAGCAAUUCAAUAUAUGCCUCAGACAAGAACUCCAAGGCUUUUUAAACAAUGUUGACUUGUAGUUGUAACUAAUAUUAUUAAAUAUUUCAUAGGAGGAAGCUGGGAACCCAGAGCAGUAAUGGUUAACCAGGUCCUACACAGUAAUUCCCAACUUAUACAUUGCUUUCCUAACAACUGGCAAAAAUCUAUUGUAUCAAAUGGUGUUUGAAAGGGUUUUGGCCAACUUAGUAGUAGGAUGGGGUAAGAGGUCGGGGAGGGAAGCCAACUUUUAAUAUUCAGAUAUUUAUCAUUUGUUUUUAACAAUAAUACAUGUAUGUUACUUUAGGACUAUGGAAGUGAAUGGAGAGAGGCCUACUUUUUUUUAA
Molecule: messenger RNA, 2378 nt
Organism: Miniopterus natalensis
Lineage: Eukaryota; Metazoa; Chordata; Mammalia; Chiroptera; Miniopteridae
Source: RefSeq, a predicted model, not a curated record